This is a messenger RNA of Arctia plantaginis, 294 nucleotides long. The record is from the annotation of a GenBank genome assembly. NCBI's taxonomy places the organism in Eukaryota, Metazoa, Arthropoda, Insecta, Lepidoptera, Erebidae.
AUGCGCGAAGGCUACACACGCACGCGCCUCUGCGACGAGCGGCAGUCGCGCGCUGGUCGUGUCCGUUUCCGCACCUCCGCGCGACGUCGCCUUCCCGCGCUCAUACCACGCGUUAAAUGGCGCCCAAACUGGGACCUCGCUUACGCGGCAUCCGCGAGGAUCCCCGAGGGCGUGGUAAGACAUCGACUAGGGAGGGGGCGCGGAGUCGGCGUGUUGGCGAUAGCGCGCUGUCUGAUAAGGUUGCAGACUACUGUCAACAAACCUUUACAUUUUAAUACAUGUAAUAUUAGAUAA